Messenger RNA from Apaloderma vittatum (bar-tailed trogon), 1254 nucleotides. RefSeq names its product cytokine receptor-like factor 3 (gene CRLF3). The annotation marks the transcript as partial. The record is from RefSeq and is a predicted model, not a curated record. The transcript is spliced from 7 exons. Gene Ontology annotation, molecular function: protein binding. Lineage: Eukaryota; Metazoa; Chordata; Aves; Trogoniformes; Trogonidae.
AUCAGAGAAAGUGCAGCAUUGACCAGAGAUGUACUUGAGCAACAUUUUAAUGAUUUAAAAGGGACCCUAAAGAAGCUGUUGGAUGAGCGACUGAUGUCACUGCUGCAGGAAGUGGAUACUAUAGAACAAGAGAGCAUCAAGCCCUUGGAUGAAUGCCAGAAGCUAAUAGAGCACGGAGUCAGUACAGCCGAUGAUCUGCUCCGGGAAGGAGAGAGUGCAGUCCAUGGAGAUGUGGGACAACAGAAUGAGAAACUUUGCAACUUUACAAAAAAAGCUUUACAUAUUCAGCUAGAUAGCUUACCAGAAGUGCCCUCCUUGGUUGACGUGCCUUGUUUAUCUGCCCAGUUGGACGACUGCCUUCUUACUAUAUUGAAAAAUCAAAUAUUCAGACAUGGAACUGUGGCAUCUCGCCCACCUGUACAGCUAGAGGAAUUUGUUGAGAAGCCUGGAGGUAUUUUAGUCCGAUGGUGUAAGGUGGAUGAUGACUUCAUCCCACAAGAUUACCGACUGCAGUAUCGUAAGAGUACUGCCGGACACUUUGAAGAUGUUUAUGUUGGCUCAGAGACAGAGUUCAUAGUGCUGCAUAUCGAUCCUCACGUCGAUUACCAGUUCCGAGUCUGUGCCCGAGGAGACGGACGGCAAGAGUGGAGUCCGUGGAGCGUUCCUCAGACGGGCUGUACCACGCUGGUUCCCCACGAAUGGACAACUGGUUUGGAGGGUUACAGCUUGAGCAGUCGAAGAAACAUAGCUCUUCGAAAUGAUUCUCAGUCAUGUGGUGUGCUCUACUCCAAAGCUCCUACUUACUUCUGUGGGCAAACAUUAACGUUCAGAAUUGAAACGGUGGGACAGCCAGACAGACGAGACAGCCUAGGAGUGUGUGUGGAGCAGCAGAACGGCUACGACUCUUUGCAGCGGGAUAAAGCCGUGUGCAUUAGCACAAAUGGGGCAGUAUUUGUAAAUGGAAAAGAGAUGACAAACCAACUGCCUGCUGUUACUUCUGGAUCAACUGUGACAUUUGACAUGGAAGUUGUGCAGUUGGGGCCUUCCAGCAACGAGGGAGGAAACUUCAAGCUUCGAGUAACCAUUAGCUCUAACAACAGAGAAGUGGUCUUUGACUGGGUACUUGAUCAGUGCUGUGGGGCUUUGUAUUUUGGAUGUUCAUUUUCAUACCCAGGCUGGAAAGUUUUGGUGUUUUAGCAGUGAGUGAAGGGAUUUUUGUUCUUGAUAUCAAGUGUAAUGUUAAAACCUGGGUUU